Messenger RNA from Ficedula albicollis (Collared flycatcher), 1946 nucleotides. It is a transcript of the gene BCKDHB, whose product is annotated as branched chain keto acid dehydrogenase E1, beta polypeptide. Lineage: Eukaryota; Metazoa; Chordata; Aves; Passeriformes; Muscicapidae. Bases 97 to 1065 code for a protein of 322 amino acids. Gene Ontology annotation, molecular function: catalytic activity. The transcript is spliced from 12 exons. The record is from RefSeq and is a predicted model, not a curated record. Gene Ontology annotation, biological process: response to nutrient; branched-chain amino acid catabolic process.
CGCCUGGCCCCGCUGCCGGGCGCGCCCCGCCGGGCCGCCGCGCACUUCGCUUUCCAGCCGGACCCGGCGCCCAGCGAGUACGGGCAAACUCAGAAGAUGAAUCUCUUCCAAUCCAUAACAAGUGCCUUGGACAAUGCUUUAGCCAAAGAUCCAACUGCAGUUGUAUUUGGUGAAGACGUGGCCUUUGGUGGAGUCUUCAGAUGUACAGUUGGCUUGCGAGACAAGUAUGGUAAAGACAGAGUUUUCAACACCCCUUUAUGUGAACAAGGAAUUGUUGGCUUUGGUAUUGGAAUUGCUGUUACUGGUGCUACAGCCAUUGCAGAAAUUCAAUUUGCAGAUUACAUUUUUCCAGCAUUUGAUCAGAUUGUUAAUGAAGCAGCAAAAUAUCGUUACCGCUCUGGAGAUCUGUUCAAUUGUGGAAACCUCACCAUCAGAGCACCCUGGGGCUGUGUGGGUCAUGGUGCAUUAUAUCACUCUCAGAGUCCAGAAGCAUUUUUUGCCCACUGUCCAGGAAUAAAGGUUGUUAUUCCCAGGAGUCCUCUGCAAGCCAAAGGAUUGCUGCUGUCAUGCAUAGAGGACAAAAAUCCAUGCAUAUUCUUUGAACCUAAAAUACUUUACAGAGCUGCAGUGGAACAAGUUCCUGUAGAGCCCUACAACAUUCCACUGUCUCAAGCUGAGGUGCUCCAGACGGGCAGUGAUGUGACAAUGGUUGCUUGGGGCACUCAGGUACAUGUGAUCAAAGAAGUAGCAGCAAUGGCUCAAGAAAAACUUGGUGUGUCCUGUGAAGUUAUUGAUCUGAGGACCAUCUUACCAUGGGAUACAGAGACUGUUUGCAAGUCGGUGGCAAAGACUGGACGAUUGAUGAUUAGCCAUGAGGCUCCCUUGACAGGAGGAUUUGCAUCUGAAAUCAGUUCCACAGUUCAGGAGGAAUGCUUUUUGAAUUUAGAAGCUCCUAUUACAAGAGUAUGUGGCUAUGACACUCCCUUCCCUCACAUCUUUGAGCCUUUCUACAUCCCGGACAAAUGGAAAUGCUAUGAUGCUCUUAGAAGGAUGAUUAACUACUGAGCAGUAGUACAGCACCCAGAGCUGCCCCAGCACUGGAGAGAGGAGAAGAACAACAGGGAAAUACAGAAGCUGCCUUCAAAACUCUUGACAUUUUAAUCAGAUCUUUUGGGUUUGGAAUUUACAUAGCAGACUUUUCUUUUAACUCAGCUGUCCUGAAUAUUCAUCUUGGCUAUUCUUCAGCGAGUUCAAAUUUUCCUUAAUUAUGAAAUCAGUGACAGGCAGGUGAUUGUUACAGUAAGUAGUUUCAGAUGUAUUUAAAGAUAUUCCAGAUGUUGAAUGAAAAUUGCUCAUUGCCAUGCUUCACUAAGUUACAUCUAGACUUCACUGUGUAAAUAUUAGAAGCAGAAUUUUAUUCAAUAAAACAUAUUAUGCUCAUGUUGUCUCUUAGAUUUGCUAUUGUUUUGGAAGAACCCAAGGAAGUUAUUUCAAUGUGACUGUAUUGUCAACACAAUAAACCUUAGACAGCCAGACCAGCUUGUGUGAUGGAGACCUUUAACUGGUGGCAUCAGUGUUUUACUUAAGCAGCUCCAUGCAAAAUAGUCCCUUAAUACCGAUUUCCCUUUCUGCAAGGGGAAGUCCCUUUUUUCUUGAGAAGGGAGGAGAGCUUUUUUUAUUUUUUUGCUGUGAGUGAGAGCCUUAAUUGGUACAUCUUUGCUGCAAUAUCCUUCCUUCUAGAAUUGGAAUGUGUCUGCUACUAAGCAGUUGUGCAAAAAGCAAUUCCUCUUCUUUUUUCCUGCUUUGCUCUCUGCACAAAUCAGUCUCAUGCUGCAUUGCUUCUUAUCAAAUGGGGGAAGAAGUGGGGGCUUUGAGGAGAUGGAUGCCAGUAGCCAGAUAAUCAGAUAGUCACAUUUCUGUGGUUAUUCAGGGGGAUCUUUCCAAAA